AAUAGCAUCUUUUAGAAUGUGAGGCACAUUUUUAAGUUCAGAGACAACUGCUUUAUUUUCUAGAGAUAGUACCACUGUUUUUUGUUUUUUUUUUCCAGGACCUACAAGAUUAUUGAGAUUAUAAGGUAGGCACCACCGUGACGUAGCCUGCCACCAGCCACCCUUUCCUCCCUCCACUCCCACCGUCACCGCCAGCCUCCCAGCUGCGUCCGCCGCUGUCCUGUCUGGCCGCCCCGGUGUCUGCUCCGCGCUCUGCCCCGCUCCGCUCCCAACCCCCGGACCCCUGAAGCCUGUGCCUCCUCGUUCACCAUCCCGGCUCCCGGACCUACCCCCCUCUUUCCACCCGGUGAAUGCGCCAGCGACCGUAAAGCAUGACGGGCAUCGCCGCCGCUUCUUUCUUCUCCAAUUCCUGCAGGUUCGGGGGCUGCGGUCUGCAGUUUGAGUCUCUCGCCGAGCUCAUCGUCCACAUCGAGGACAAUCACAUCGACACAGAUCCGCGGGUUCUGGAGAAGCAGGAGCAACAGCAGCCCACCUACCUGGCCCUAAGCUACAUCAACAGGUUCAUGACAGACGCAGCACGCCGCGAGCAGGAGACCAUGAAGAAGAAGGCCACGCCCAAGCUGUCCCUGUCGAUCACAGGCGGCAUGUCCCGGAACAGCACGGCCACGCCGCCGCGCCACACCAGCGGCAACCUGACCCCUCCCGUCACGCCCCCCAUCACCCCUUCCUCCUCGUUCCGCAGCAGCACGCCUACAGGCAGCGAGUAUGACGAAGAGGAGGUAGACUACGAGGAGUCGGACAGCGACGAGUCGUGGACCACAGAAAGCGCCAUCAGCUCCGAGUCCAUUCUGAGCUCCAUGUGCAUGAACGGGGGAGAGGAGAAGCCGUUCGCCUGCCCCGUCCCCGGGUGUAAAAAGAGAUACAAGAAUGUGAAUGGCAUCAAAUACCACGCCAAGAACGGCCACCGCACACAGAUCCGUGUGAGGAAGCCCUUCAAGUGUCGCUGCGGCAAGAGCUACAAGACGUCGCAGGGCCUGAGGCACCACACCAUCAACUUCCACCCGCCCGUCUCCACGGAGAUCCUCCGCAAGAUUCAAGGCUAGAGUCCUGCGCUACCAGUCAGCUACCCCCGAAACAUUAGCCCUGUCCUGACUCUCCUCAUCCAUCCCAAACACUAAAGGAUCAAGUGCAUGCUUUAAGUUGUUUUUAUUGUGUCCCUUUUUUUUUUUUUUUUUUAUAUCCAUCUUUGCGUUCUUCUUUUGCCCUAUCCACGUAUUAUCACUUGUAUUUUUGGGGAAAAAAACUAACUAUGUAUCUUUGUAGUAUUUUUUUUUUUAUUGAUGUACAUUUGCACAUUCGUAUAUGCUAUCAUUUUUUUAUUUUUAUUUUUUUCCUCAACUGUUUUACUUGCAUAAGGUGCUAACUGUAAAAAACAGCAAGAAAAGACAAAAAACAAAUGAAAGAAAAGCGGAAAAGUAGUGGGAAAAGGAAGCGCGAGCGACUCCUGCCCUUUUAUUUUAAUUUUUUUUUUAUUUAAUUUUUUUGUUUUUCCUCCCGCUCAUCUCUGAGCGGGAGGAACGAGAGCCGGGCUGUUUCGAACGCGCCGCGUCCGCUCGCUGCAGAGUCCCCGCCGAGCUUAGGUCUGUGCCUUCACAGCUACUUCUGGGAGUUUAAGAGCAAGAGUUAAGUUAUACUUAGAACAGAUAUAUUGAUAUAUAAACAACAGACAAAUAUGUAUGUGUACAUAAAAAAAAAGUAUAAAAGUAUUCAUGAGCAUAUUCAUAGUUAUUUUAUUUUGAAGCUUUAUUUUAUAUAUAUUUUUUGCCAGUGUUUUAGAGGUAGUGUUGUUUUUUUUGGGUUUUUUUAAGUGUUCAUACUUACAGCACAUUCUCAUUCACUGACGGCCCUGGUAAGGAUGGGUAGAAAGCCUUCAGGUGACCAAGCCUUCUUUUGCAGCAGCAUAAUCUCUUAGACAAAUGCAGACAUUUCUGAACUUUUAAUCCAAGUAGUUAUUUAGUGGGGGGGAAAAAAGAAAAAAAAAAGUCUCAUAUUGAGAAAUAUUUGUUUACAAAAUCACCCUUGCUGCACUUAUUAGCACCAAUGCUGUAUGCUAUGCUGCCCUCCCUUCAAUAAUGUUUCACUUUUUCAGGUUAUUAUCCCAUUGAUAAUCUAGUUUUAGAUUUUAUGGCAAACUUGAGAAAUAUUUAUUUAUGACGUCAUGUGCUCAACAAGGUUACCGUAGUGACUGUUUCAGGCCAGACCCACAGAGAUUUUCUGGUGUUGAGGAGCCCAAUCUUGGUCUCAUCUGACCCACUAGAUGAGUCCCAAACAAACCUGUCAGCAUGUAGAUGCCUCCUAGUGGUCGUUAGGGAGACUUGAUUGCCAUUUAUUUGCAGUAGAAUAGACAGUAAAUGGGCAGAGAGAGAAGCGGCAAAGAACCCCAGACGGCCGCGUCGCAGAUUGAAUCAGGAUUGCACCGAUUGCAGUUUUCUGGCCGAUGACCAAUCUUUAAAAAGCCUGACCAGCUGACUGGGAUUAUGGGCCACUACCAAUUUUUUUAUUUAUUUUUUUGACUGAAAAGUUGCUACAUAUAGCAACAAAGUUGCCAAGUUAGUAACAGCGGGGCGAGUAUUGUUAACUGCACAUGUGCAGAAGUAACCUAGUGGGACAGCAGCUGAUUUUCAGACCUUUUCAGGGGUAGAUAAGAUCAGUUUCUCAUGUUAAGUACUGGCUGAUCGUCCUAAAUUAAGAAAAUUGGGGAAGAUUUAUUGGUGCACCUGUAGUUUGAGUCCAGUUCCAGAUGCAUUAGUUGACUUGAUUAUGGGUCUAGGCGAGUUCAGGAGAAAAGCUGCUGUCUUCUAGCCAUUUCCUGACUUUUUGAGAUUUUCACAUGAAAUUGCAUGUUCUCUUGUCGUUCCCAUUUUGAAGAGUAGCUAAUGGUGUCAUUACUUUUUCCCCCCAUCCCCAGGAAAUCGAGGAUAACUAAAUAAAAGUUCAACACUAGUAAGCAUAAAACAGUGAAGCGUGAAUUACGAAAAUGCUACAUUAUUUAUUGUAUAGGAGUGCCAAUAAUUAUGGAUUUUGUUAGUAGUCCUCGCCUAACGUGUUUUUGUGCCCCCCCUCCACCCCCCGAAUGAACCUACUCAGAUUAAAGGGUGGAUUCUGCUAAAAAAAAUAAAAUUACGCUGCUGCUGCAAUAAAAGCUGAAUGUCUCUAAAGGCUUUUUCCGUUUCACUAUCGGAGGCACUUGAUUUCUGUGUGCUGUAUUUUGCUGAUGUUCUCUUUUUUUUUUAUUCCUUCAUUUUACACAUUCUAAGACAUUAUUUUUUAACGUCGAUCAGGAAGAGAGACCACGGCCCACGGCCGAUGUUUGAAGCCACGUCGAGCCAUUCAGCAUUUCCCUCGCUCAUAGUGCCAGAGCUGCCGCUCCACUCGCUCGGCCUCGGAAAGCAGGCCGAGCAUCAUAUAAUGUAUUCCAGUUGCCAAGAGCUUUUGUUUUUUUUUUUGUUUUGUUUUUGUUUCCAUGAUCGUUGCCAACAGCUCUCCACUGCCAAACAUUGACCAUACCAUGUGCCUGAUGGGAGGGAGAAACGGGAGGUGGGUGGGGGGGGUGUGAAUGAUAGCGGUUUUACGGUGGAGGUCGCCAAAAGAAGUGUGGCAACGAUUUCUCUUGUUCAUCGCGCCUCCAAAGUGUGCAUGGAUGAAUGUCUUCAUGCAUGCUUUCAGAAAAAAAAUAAUAAAAUAGAAGAGGUUACAUUUGUAUUUAAGAGAUUAUCAUCUACAACUUGUCUGUGUGUGUUGUAGAGAGCAGCAUUCCAGUCCGUCUGUAUGUGUGUGUGUGUUUUUUCCAAGCAGUGUCUUCAUCAGCAUAGGGAAGUGUUCCUGUACGUGUGUGUUUAUCAGUGGUCGGGUGUUUUCACGUUUCUUUUGCCGGAUCGACUCAAGGGACCGGAUUGUCACGCUCUCUCGUGUUUUACUCUCAAUUACCAGGGUCGAGCAAUGCAGACUCGAUCGUUCCUCUCAUACAGACUUUAUAUUCCAGUCAAGGCUCCGAGUUUGAGCCGCUUCUCUUCUUCUUCUUCUUCUUCUUCUUUAUGGAUUCCAACGACACGCACUCCAAAUCCUCCUGUUUGCAAGUUUCUUUUGGUCCAGCUCCGGGUCACGCCACCCGCCUAUACUAACUGAUAUACUGUCACUUGGUGCGCUGCUGGAUGACCAAGCACAAGUCUGCGACGACAGACUGGAGGAAGUAGAGCGGCGGGCGUAUGCAGAAGAGGACUCGGGGACUCGGGAAGAGUUCAGUAUACCAUGUACAGUGAAUGUAAUGUAACACGUGUCUGUCGUCAAGUGCUUUUAAAUUAUAUUUUCGUAUGUAACGUGGAGACCAACGUUUCCUUUUUGUAUGGGAGGUUUAAACAGGUUCUGAGGAAGAAUAAGUUGUAGGUGAUGUCAAACUGUCUUUCUCUAUAUAAAUAUAUAAAAAAAAAACCCAAGCUGCUUCAAUGUAAAUGACUGAAAAAAAAAAACAGCAAAAUAAAGUGAAAACCCCCCCACAGCUCAGACUCGUUUGCUUUUUGCUUCCCCGAAUAAAGAAAAAAGAGCAACAGUCACGUUCAUUUAGACGAGCGUAAUUUAUUCUUAAAGAUCUUUUCAGUGCACACUUACACUAAUUUCCAGACAUUCUCACAUGAGAUUAGCGUUGGGACAUGAGACGUACACAAAAAGGGGGCCGCACUCCUUGAACCUUUUCCCAUCGCAAAAGUAAACUAUGUGUUUUUUUUUUUUUUUGUUUGUUUUUUUUUUUUGUGGUCACUUUUGGGGAUUUUAAGUGAUCGACCAACGCAAGGCAGAGCAGAAUUGCGGCAUUUAUGUACAGCCCCAUUUACUUUGCUACCUCUAAAUGAAGUACAGAAAAUGAUCCAGUCAGAAGAGACAAAACUUCAAUGUUUCGACCUGCAUGGAAAACCGAGAUUCCCCCAGAACACACCGUCCCCCAUGGUGAAACAUGGUUGUGUCAGCAUCAUGCUGAGGGAUUUUUUAUACCUAUUAGGAAAACACAGGAUUGUGAUACUACUAGGGACGCAUCAACAACUAUGUCGGCUGAUGCUAGUCAUUUUUUUUUAAAGUAUCGGUCCGGUAAGAUAGACUGGGCCGAUAUUAGCAGCUGAUGUUUAUUCAGAUUUACCGUUUCUGUUUCAUCAGGAGGUUGACGUUGUUGUAUUUGUCCAGUCGUGUGAGGCAUUACAGCAGCACAAAUAUUUGAUAUCAACUUCGGCCCAAAUUUUCAUAUCGGUGCAUCCGUAAAAUUCCUGGAUGGGUUUUUGCAUUUGUUUCCCACAACUCUUCAGUCCAGUGUUCACUGAAGGAAGGAAAAUACUAUUUUCUUUCUGCUUCACAAUUAUGUGCUACGUUUUAUUAAUCACAUAAAAUCCCCCUUCCAAAAAAUACAUUAAAGUUUGUGCAAAAUGUGGAAAAGUUUAAGGUGAGUGAGUACUUUUUUAUUUAUUUAUUUAUUUAUUUUUUUGCAAGACGUUAUAGUUUGUGAAGCCCUGGAUGCAACACUGUUAACACUGCUGUAACAAGAAAUUAAAAGACACGAAGCUCAAAACACACAUUUAGAUGUUAUGAGGGCAAACAGACCUGCACACAAAGCCGCGACCUCUUCACAGUUCUAAGCUU
Messenger RNA from Poecilia latipinna (sailfin molly), 5679 nucleotides. RefSeq names its product JAZF zinc finger 1a (gene jazf1a). The coding region runs from base 372 to 1103 and encodes 243 amino acids. The record is from RefSeq and is a predicted model, not a curated record. Gene Ontology annotation, cellular component: nucleus. The transcript has 6 exons. Lineage: Eukaryota; Metazoa; Chordata; Actinopteri; Cyprinodontiformes; Poeciliidae.